AUGGACCACCUCCGUGAUUCUCUCCUGAGCUCUCUGCCUAGAGACACUCCUUCUGUCAAAACGAGCGACUAUGCUCGUAGAGACCAGGAAAGCACACGACAGGCUAUCGCUCGAGGUGAAUUUGAAGAGGUCCGAGACGUGGCUUUCAGUAACCGGACCUGGGUGGUUACCAGCCGAUAUUGCGAUAUUGGAGACGGUGUAGAUUCCCUUGAGUGCCACAUUCAUUCCCUAUGGUAUAUGUACUACGAGCUUGCCCGAAACAUCUCCUCCGACCCACCUCAGCAUGAGGGUAUAGUCCUCGAUAUUCUUCGAAUUCAAGGAAUGGGGCCGUUAUCCAGACCUGCACGGGGUGUCUAUGGAAUUGACAUCGCACGAACCGUCGACGGUACACUUUGGAAUGACCUUCCCUUCUUGGUUGGCGAUAUGACUGAUUUCUGGAUCAAUAACGGUCCUUCAAUGUCGGGAACACACCGUCUCAAUUUUGCGACAUUCCUGGCCAAACUUGCAUCAACUCGUGUUGUUAAGGAUAGGCUGUGCCAAGUUGCUCUUUUGAUCUUCCGUAAUCUCUUUGAAAGCCCUCAAGAACUUCGCACGGGGGAAGAGUCAGAUGAAGAAGACCUGGACCGAGGUACUGCGCAGCUUGAGGUGUUUCAUCUGUUACCAGCUGCUGUUGCUUGGCUGAAAAUAGCAAGCCACAACCUCCUUUUACUAUCGGAGGUGUAUUGGAAUGACUGCCCCAGUGACAUCGGCAAGGGUGGCGAGAAGUUCCUUGAAUCGGAACUCGGACAGCGCUCACCUGCUGGACUCUCCCCAUGGAGAUACAUGUUCUGGCUGAAGCGACUCCAUGAGAUUCAAGAAGAAGCCAAGGACGCCAAUGAAAAUGCCCUAGAGGAGCUUGCUACUGAUGGCAUCGAUUACAUGGUCAACACAAUCAAGGAAAGGAAUGCUCAGGUUCUCAGGGCUUAUAAAAAUGGUGGCGAUGCCCUGCUUAAGGACAAGCAUCUCUCGUGCCUGAAGUCUCUUGCAUGUCUUGAGGAGCCAUAA
Messenger RNA from Penicillium paradoxum, 1044 nucleotides. RefSeq names its product DUF3632 domain-containing protein. NCBI's taxonomy places the organism in Eukaryota, Fungi, Ascomycota, Eurotiomycetes, Eurotiales, Aspergillaceae. The record is from RefSeq and is a predicted model, not a curated record. The coding region runs from base 1 to 1044 and encodes 347 amino acids. The transcript has a single exon.